Messenger RNA from Lentinula edodes (shiitake mushroom), 1362 nucleotides. RefSeq names its product S-adenosyl-L-methionine-dependent methyltransferase. The transcript has 9 exons. The record is from RefSeq and is a predicted model, not a curated record. NCBI's taxonomy places the organism in Eukaryota, Fungi, Basidiomycota, Agaricomycetes, Agaricales, Omphalotaceae. Gene Ontology annotation, molecular function: O-methyltransferase activity. The annotation marks the transcript as partial.
CUCGACUUCCCUUCUCUCGACCUUCCAUUUGAUCCUAAUUCGCCCUCGGAAAACCUCACCUCUCAUCCUGUGGUAAUAUCAGCGGUUAACAGAAUAGUGGCUGCGGCAGGACAGAUGAGCGCAACGGUGCAGAUACCGUUCCUAACGCUCUGUGAUGCUGGCAUGGGUUUUCAUUUGCCUUCGUGUUUGAGGUUACUUGAAGCCUCACAUACGGUUGAAAUUCUUCGCGAAGCAGGUCCGGAUGGCUUACACGUAAAAGUGAUCGCUGAGAAGAAUGGUGUCGACAAAAACAAACUCGCACAUAUCCUUCGAUUACUGGCGACCCACCAUAUCCUUCGCGAAGUCAGCCCUAAUGUUUUUGCCAACAACCGACUCUCCUCGAUUCUCGACACAAAAAAACCAUUUGAAAAACUGAUGCGAAAUCCGGAAACUAAGUACAGCGAUACCAACGGUGUCUCAGCUUUCUUUGGGAUGUGCACGGACGAAUUGUUCAAAUCCGCUGGAUUUCUCACAGAAACAUACUUUCUAUCUCCGCAAAAACACAAGAAUGGACGAGAGCCGACAAGGGCACCUUUCAACCACGCGUUUGGUUGCGAAGGUGGUAGCCCCACCAACAAACCUCGCGAACCUCUCGCGAACCCGAAUCGCUUUAGAUUGGAGAGAUUCGGGAAGGCCAUGACUGGUACGGCAUCAUGGGAGGUUCCAGGAGCUGUUCUAAACGGUUUUGACUGGCAAUCUUUACCAAAGGGGAGUGUUAUCGUAGAUGUCGGAGGGGGCAUAGGCUCGACCAGUAUGCUUCUAGCGCAUGCAUACAGCGAUGGAAGAGAUAUUUCAUCAGACGAGGAUGCACCUGGCUUAAAAUUCAUCAUUCAAGAUCGUGAAGUGGUAGUUGACAUGGGUGAGAAGGCAUGGAAAGAUAAAUGUCCGGAAUUAGUGGAUUCUGGAAAUGCCGCUGUGUUCCUUCUGCGUGUUGUUCUCCAUGAUUGGCCUGAUGCGUUCGCACAACGAAUUCUUCUUCGGUUACGAGAGGCUGCUAUGCCUGAUACUAAGCUUCUCAUUGCGGAUUUUGUUCUCCCGCUUGCGUGUGCGGACAAUUUCGGGUCGGCCCAAGACAAAGACGAGACGGGCCUGACAGAAAUUCAAGGAGCUGAAACGAUGUUGGCUCCGGCUCCUCUGCUUCCCAAUCUUGGUAAAGCAAGCGCAAAUGGAUAUUGGAUGGAUAUGACAAUGCAAUGUAUGUUUAAUGGUCAGGAACGAACUCUCAGAGAAAUCGUGUCCCUCGCACACUCUGCAGGAUGGAAGGUCACCAAAGUCACCAAAGCACCUGGCUCACUUUUCGGACACAUCGUUGCCAUUCCUAUU